Messenger RNA from Diorhabda carinulata, 2564 nucleotides. RefSeq names its product prostatic acid phosphatase-like. The transcript has 3 exons. Bases 220 to 1458 code for a protein of 412 amino acids. Gene Ontology annotation, molecular function: phosphatase activity. Lineage: Eukaryota; Metazoa; Arthropoda; Insecta; Coleoptera; Chrysomelidae. The record is from RefSeq and is a predicted model, not a curated record. Gene Ontology annotation, biological process: dephosphorylation.
GUUUCUAUAAAAAAGAAGAAAUGUCAAAUUGUUCUGUGCUUUGUGUGUACUAUUAAUAAUCAGCUGAGUUUUUGAUUAGAAACUUCAAUAUUUACUAUUUGGUAUAAUCCUUCCAACCUUAAAAAUGUUUUUUUAUAAAUGGUACUUGUCAUAACUGAAGUGUAGUUUGCAAGCCCUCGGUACUAAUUAAGCUGCCUAUAAUUUGCACAAUAAAUAAAAAUGAGAUGUCAAUUUUUAUUAAUUUUGAGUAUCAUUUAUUUUGCAGCAGAGGUAUAUACAAGUGAAUUAAUUGCCGUUGUCUUGAUUUUUAGACACGGUGAUAGAACACCUGUUGACCCUUAUCCAAAUGAUCCAUAUGGAAAUAAAUCUUAUUGGCCUGUUGGCUUUGGACAACUUACCAAUAAAGGAAAAGAACAACAUUUUAAGUUUGGAAAAUGGUUGAGAAAACGUUACAAUAACUUUUUACCUGAGAUUUAUUCAGAAGAAGACAUAUAUGUAAUGUCAACUGAUGUUGAUAGAACUCUGAUGUCUGCCGAAGCAAAUUUAGCUGGGUUAUAUCCCCCUGUAGGAGAAGAAAUAUGGGACAAAAAUAUGAAAUGGGUCCCAAUACCAAUUCACACACGACCAGUACAGUUAGAUCCAAUAUUAGCAGCUAAAAAACCCUGUCCUAAAUAUGAUAAGAUGUAUGAAGAACUUUAUGAAACUGAUUAUUUUAAACAUAUUACUCAUGAAAAUCAUGAUCUGUAUAAAUAUCUAACCAAAAAUACUGGAUAUACAGUUUCCAAUUUACAGAAGAUACAAUAUUUAUACAGUAAUCUUUUAAUAGAAACUUUAUAUAAUUAUACAUUACCGAGCUGGACAUCUAAAGUUUUCCCUGAUAAGCUGUUUGCUUUGGCAAGCUUAGGCUUUGCUGUAGAGACGUUUACAACUGAAAUGGCUAGAUUAAAAACAGGUCCUUUAUUUGAUCUCAUUAUAAAUUAUUUUACUAAUCGUACAAAUAAUAUUGAUGGUACGCCAAAAGUUUUAAUUUUAUCUGCUCAUGAUACAACUAUAGCUAACGUUCUCAAUUCUAUGGGAGUUUUUGAAUAUCACUGCCCUCCUUAUACAAGUACCAUUUUUUUUGAACUCAAAAGAAGUAGUACCAAAAAUACAUUUCUCAAUUUAUAUUAUAAAAACUCAAGCACACCUAGACAAAUUAAAUUGAAAGAUUGUGAUGUGGAUUGUAACUUUUCAGAUUUUGUUGAAAUCUUAAGACCAAUUACAAUUAGUUUAAAUCAAUGGGAAAUAGAAUGCAAAUUCAAUUUGUUUAUGUGGCCUCUUAGUUUUCAAUGGAGUAUAAUUUUAUCUUGCUCACUUAUAAUCAUUAUAUUGAUAACGUCUGCUGUAGUAGCAGGUAUUCGGUCCAAAAAACAAUGUACUACUAAUUAUUCACAACUUCCCAACGAAGAAUACACAUAACACCAUCAAAAUUAUCCACUAUAAUGUAUUGUGAAACAUAUUACCUAGCAAAAUUGAAAUUGGGUUUUGGUUCAUUUACUGUAAACAGUAGGUAAAGAAUUUUUGAUAUGGUAUCAUUGACCAUAAUAUAUAAACUGUGAAAAAUUAUUGUAAAUUAGAUUAUAUUCGUAAUAUAUUACAGAUUAAUACUAGUAUUUUCUGAUCCGUGAAUACGGAUUAAUCAUUUUCCAAAGGUACUUAACUAAAUUUAAUUAUAACUACUUAAUUUUUCAUACCUUCAAAUUCAUUAAGAAUUUCUAUUAUUUUUGUAGUUCAUUAUAUUUGCUGGCAGACUUUCUGAAUGUAAUGUUUUCCCUAUUUUUGAAUAGUUCUAUUCAUUUUUUUAUAUUUUUACAAAAAUUUUCCCCAAAAAAAUUUAUUUCUUUUCUAUAUGUCGUUAUAUAGAUUCUGAUACUUAUUAUGGAUCCAGUAUCUGUCACAAAAAAAUAGUGAAAAAGCUAUUGUUGUAUGAAUGUAAAUCAAUAAAAAAAGUAUUUAAAUCAAUAAAAAAAUAUUUUCAUGAAAUUUGCUAUAUCGAACUAGAUCAUUUAUUAAUUUGAAUACAGUGGUUUUACACUAUUAGCAAACAAAAAAGUUUGAUAACAUUUAACAGCAAUAGUUUUUUUUACAUCAAACAACUGGUGGUAAUUUUAGCUCGUCAUAAACUACUGUUCAUGAGUGCAUAAAACUAGUUGUGUGCCAUAAUUUAGCUUGCCACAGAUCUAGAGUAAAAUGAUUUAAAGUAUGCAUGUAUGAGUCACAAUACAACACUAGUUUAUAGUGACCAGUUAUCACUAAUAAAGUCAUCCAUCUGAGCGAAAUUUACAAAUGCAAUGAUGUUUUAUACUAUUAGUAUUAUUUAAAAAGAGCCAAAUUAAACAUCUAAUUCCACACUUUUACGAUGGAAUAAGAGUGGUUGUUAGCAAUGACGUUUGGCAUGUGACUUAAAGUAUUUUAUGUUGUAUUAUAUUUAUAUUGGAUAAAUAUAUAUGUGUGUACUUAAGUAAUUGUACAUUCCAGAAGAGAUUGAAAUAGUUUUAAGUAUAUUAAAUGUUCUCAAAUGAAAA